Colletotrichum tamarilloi is the source of this 600-nucleotide messenger RNA. RefSeq lists its product as uncharacterized. The record is from RefSeq and is a predicted model, not a curated record. The transcript has a single exon. NCBI's taxonomy places the organism in Eukaryota, Fungi, Ascomycota, Sordariomycetes, Glomerellales, Glomerellaceae. Bases 1 to 600 code for a protein of 199 amino acids.
AUGUCGACCUACGCGGCCAAGGGCCAAUGGGACUAUCCGCCUCAGGUUGAGCUCUGCUGGUUGUACGCUGCGGCCAAUGACGAUGUUCAUGCUGAAGCACUCCUCGCGUGUCAGGGUUUUGGCUGCACUGUAGCCACAGAUGGCAUACCGAUACUCUGGGAAAUCGAUGUAUCCAUUGCAAACUCGGAUGCUCUGAAGACAAGCUUCGCAGUCAUAUCGUCGACUCCUGACGGAUGUCGUUUUCUCAACUUUGCGGCCGCUUUAAUCGCAUUUGUCAAAAACGAAGACGGCGCGAAAGCGCUUGCUCUCUUGAUGGCAGCAUCGGUAUCGGAUCCUGAGCAGAGAGUGCCAAGCUCGGCAGACCUGACGACGAUUCUCGAAGCCCUUGUGAAGUAUCUGCCUCAGGAAAGGAACAAAGACCUUGCGUCACAAUACUCAGCAGCCGCCCGGCACCACUCCGAUCCCGAAGCCGUGGACCUGGCUUCUUGGAUUAAGGGUUGGGUCGUGCGAAACCACAACAACACUCACGACAUAUCUCCGUUUUGUCGUCGAAUUAAGGCAUUUCUAGAUUGGUGCCAGAGACCUGAGGAAAAUCGCUGA